AUGGAUUCGGAAAUCAAGGCUUUGGGAAUCAAUAUCGAAGGAAUCCAAAUGGUGGAUUCAAUAAUGCAAAUGGAGGAUACUACAACAAAGCCGGGAGAGUAUGAUGAUGCUUCACUUAUACUCUUCGUGGAAGGAAAUGAGCAUCAUGUGGAAGUAAGACCACAACUAAUUAGUGUCUUACCCAUCUUUAGAGGCCAUAAAACUGAUGAUCCAUACAAUCACCUCUAUGAGUUCCUUGCAAUUGCUAACGCGAAUACUCCGCGAGGAACUAAUAGAGAUUCAUUUAGACUUCAUUUAUUUCCGUUCACUUUAAAAGAAAAAGCUAAUAAAACAACGGAAAUAAGAAAAGCUAUACAAGAUUUUGCUCAAAAACCCAAUGAAGAAUUUCAUGAUGCAUUUGAACGCCUCAAGGAAUUGUUGCGUUCAUGUCCCCAUCAUGAAUUUCCCCGUUGGCAAGUUGUACGUUUCUUUUAUGAUGGAGUCGACACUGCCAAUCAAACCAUGAUUAAUGCCUCGUCUGGCGGCACAAUUAUGAUGCAAGAUAGUGAAGAUGCUUGGCGAUUCUUGGAGCAGUUGAGUCAUGGUUCAAAAACCAAUUACUCAGCUAAGAAACGGGACAACCCAGUUUCAUUGGCUGUUUCUGUUGGACUAGAAAAAAACUGGAAAAAUGAAGUCAAAUCUGAUAUUAAUUCUUCAAAUAAAAAAUUUGACUUACUACUCUCUAGUCUAGGCAAAGAGAAAGGGAAUUACCAAAACCAAAAUCAGCCAAAACAGUUCCAACAGUCCAACUUUAACCAAGGUGGAACAUCAAAGAAGGAGGAAAUAGGUAGCAACAAGUUGGACAAAAUCGUGGAGUUUAUAACUCAAACAUACCAAAAAGCUGACACCAACUCCAAAUCCAUAGCUGCUAUCGAGAAGCAGAUUGCUCAACUGGCGGAGAAAAUUAGGAAAAGAGAAGAUGGCAAGUUUCCAAGCACCACAACAGUCAACCCAUCUCACACCCAAAGACCCGGAAAAGAGCAUCAAGUGAACGAGGUAAUCACCUUGCGUAGUGGGAAAAAGGUUGACAACAAGGUAAGUGCUCCCACCUUAGAUAAUGACAGUGACACUGAAGUCAUAUUUGAUGAAAAAGAAGAGUUUAAGAAAGGUUUCAAAUCUGAAAAACAAAAAGUAGUUAAGGGUAAAGAUGACUCUAAAGUUGGGGAGCAUGGUGUGGAGGUUAAUACCGCACCAUACCCUUCAGCUUUAGAGAAACCGACAUCCUUCCCUUUUGGGAAGAGAGGGCAGAAAAUGGAAGACAUGUGA
Molecule: messenger RNA, 1305 nt
Organism: Lactuca sativa (garden lettuce)
Lineage: Eukaryota; Viridiplantae; Streptophyta; Magnoliopsida; Asterales; Asteraceae
Source: RefSeq, a predicted model, not a curated record